Tribolium castaneum (red flour beetle) is the source of this 795-nucleotide messenger RNA. RefSeq names its product endocuticle structural glycoprotein SgAbd-2. Gene Ontology annotation, molecular function: structural constituent of chitin-based larval cuticle. Gene Ontology annotation, cellular component: chitin-based extracellular matrix. NCBI's taxonomy places the organism in Eukaryota, Metazoa, Arthropoda, Insecta, Coleoptera, Tenebrionidae. The transcript is spliced from 4 exons. The record is from RefSeq and is a predicted model, not a curated record. The coding region runs from base 140 to 673 and encodes 177 amino acids.
UUUAACGAGGUUACAUCAGUUAGCACGUUUUAUGGGAAACAUUACCAAAGGUUCUACAAAUAAUGUCUAGUAUAAAUAGCCAAAUUAUGGACUGAUUGAUUGUAGUACAGUUGUUGCACUUGUGCGAGUACAGUUCAAGAUGAAAUACCUUCUAAUUGUACUUUUCGCUCUCAUUGUGCCGGCAUUAUCGCGACCCCAACAACAACAAAACCCCCAACAGCAAUACCAACAGCACCCACAAAGUGGAAGUGCUACAACCCCUGUGUCCAUAGUGAGCCAAACUGAAGUUGUGGGGCCCGAUGGCAGCUUCAAUUACAGUUACGACGCCAGUAACGGCAUCCAUGUCGAACAAGGCGGUUAUGUAAAAAAAGGGGCGGAAGGACGAGCUGUUGAUCCCAACAACCCUGAAGACACCGGUGAUAUUCAAGUGAUACAAGGGGCUUAUUCCUACACUGCUCCCGAUGGCCAACAAAUCUCAGUGAGGUAUAUAGCUGAUGAUAAUGGGUUCCAACCUGAAGGAGACCACAUACCCAAAGCUCCGGAAGGAAUUGCGCAACAACAACAGCAAGGUUUUCAACAGCAACCUCAAACUUUCCAGCAUCAAGAACGCCAAUUCCAGCAACAGCAAUUUUCCAGCACUGGAAGCAAUCCUAGUCAAGCAACUCAAGCUUAAAAACUGAUACUUAUGUAAUAUAUUUAAAAACGUUUACAUGAACUUUGUAACGUGAAUGAUGUUUUUAUAAAUCACUUAAGUGUACUCGCAUGCCGUAUACUUAAUAAAAAGAACGAUAUGGA